AUUGUCCCUCGCUGUUUGCCGUACCACAACACGGAAGUGACGGCUCCAGGAGCGACACAACAAACCCAGAUUUAAAACAAGUGAAUGAAACACGCACUAACUUCUGUAACUAGCUCCACAGUGACGUUAUUAAACUAAUGUGUGUUUCACUAGCACAGUUCAAAUCCAUGUUUCAUUUCCCCAGCCUACUUCCCUGCGUUGUUAAAGGGCAGCUAGCGAUGCUACAUAGUUAGCUCACCAGUUAGCUCACCAGUUAGCCGCGGUGCCGGUGGAGAAGUUGUACAUGUUGGUGAAAUGGUGCAGAGCAUGUUUCGGACCGGGUUCCUGGUUCGGGCCGGUCACACGCUGCUCACCUGGGUCACGACCCUCAUCCUGUUCCUGCACGACACUGAUCUGCGGAGGUGUGAGGAGCGAGGAGAGCUGCUGCUGCCGCUUCUCUUCUUCUUCCUGGUCGUGAUGUCCGUGCUCUUAUACUUCGCUGUUUCUCUGAUGGACCCUGGCUUCGUUCUCACUGACACUGUCAAGGGGGUGGAGGGUUCAAAUGAGGAAAUGGAAUCAAUGAUUCCUCAGACUUCGACCCCCCCUCGGCUUCGGCGCUGUGGAUACUGUCUGCUGCAGCCAAUGAGAGCGAAGCACUGUCAGUCGUGUCAGCACUGUGUCCGCCGCUUCGACCACCACUGUCCCUGGAUCGAGAACUGUGUGGGAGAGAGGAACCACCGCUGGUUCAUCGUGUACCUGCUGGUGCAGCUGCUCGCUCUGCUGUGGGCUCUGCACAUCGCUCUGUCGGGGAUUUCCCCCGGCGCCACGUGGGAGCUGUGGUUCCGGGUGAACGGGUUCCUGCUGGUGGCGCUGCUGGUGGUGGGGGUUUUCUCCGUGGUGGUGGCGCUGCUGCUGGGCUGCCACCUCUACCUGGCCUCCAUCAACUGCACCACCUGGGAGUUCAUGUCGCGCCACCGCAUCUCGUACCUGAAGAACUGCGAGUACGAGGAGAACCCGUUCGACCGCGGCUUCUUCUGCAACCUGCUGGACUUCUUCUGCAUCUGCAGGACGGUGAUGUGGGAGCAGGUCUACAAGAGAAACACUCUGAAUCCAGCCUGACUCUGGUUUUUAGAACUCAACUACCAGAUGGAGCCAAAUAUUUUACUAUUAUUUCUACGGUCUUUGUACGAUUUUGUAUUUAUUGACAACGAGAGAACAUUAAAACACUGAUGAUACACAUGUAAUAGAUUUCAUCUGCACACACUGACAGUCCAGGUCAGUUGACACAUUAAUACAGAACUGACACACAAGUAACAUGUAACAUUCAGCAGCAUUAACAUAAAGUGCUACAGCAGCUAAACCGGUGCCUGUUGGUUGCUCAUGGACACUUCAGCAGGACACAUGGACACGAGGGGACAUUCUGGACUGAAGAGCAACUUGCAGCUUGAAUACAUUUUCAGAUUUGCCCUCACAACUCUAAAACUAAUAAGAAACGUUAGUCACUUUAUUUUAUGUGUCCUGUAUUUUUCUUAUUUAUAUAUGUAAAAUUAAUUAUAUAUUUCGAAUAAAGAUCUACAUAAUUUGGUUCUGAUCGUGGAAAUGGACCAGCGAGCAUUAGAUGCUGAACUCAAUGGUUCAAAUUCUGUAUCGACCAAAGUUUCAUAGAAAGACAAAUAAACUCUCGUCCAUCCUGUUUAAAUUAAAA
Platichthys flesus (European flounder) is the source of this 1684-nucleotide messenger RNA. Its product is annotated as palmitoyltransferase ZDHHC12-B-like. NCBI's taxonomy places the organism in Eukaryota, Metazoa, Chordata, Actinopteri, Pleuronectiformes, Pleuronectidae. Gene Ontology annotation, cellular component: endoplasmic reticulum; Golgi apparatus. Gene Ontology annotation, biological process: protein targeting to membrane; peptidyl-L-cysteine S-palmitoylation. The coding region runs from base 295 to 1098 and encodes 267 amino acids. Gene Ontology annotation, molecular function: protein-cysteine S-palmitoyltransferase activity. The record is from RefSeq and is a predicted model, not a curated record. The transcript is spliced from 5 exons.